AUGCUGAUCAACAACUCGUUGUCGGGGGUGGCCUUGGCAUUAAAUGCCAUGAUUGACCACCUCUAUAACCACAAGGAGCAGGUGGAAGUGUUGUUGGCCUUUGGCGCCAGCCCUUGGGAAGCGGCCUGGCCGGGAUUCGUGAAGAGCGUCCAGGCGGCCUUGAUCCCUGCCAUCAAUGGCAUGAAUGUCGUGGGUCUGGUCUCAAUCCCUGGAAUGAUGACCGGACAGAUCUUGGGAGGCGCUCCGCCUAUGAAGGCGGCGAAGUACCAGAUCGUCAUCACCUUCUUGAUUUCUGGCAGUUCCUUUGCUGCUCUGUGCCUCAUUUGUGCCUUCACCAUCCAAGCCUUCUUCGAUCAUCAGGGCCGUCACGAUGAUAGUGAAGUGAAACCACAGUCAAGGCUAAACAUUGCUAAACUGUUGGACCUGAGUCGCCUCUGCCCUUCGAAGACCAAGGUUCCACAGGCCACUGUAGCAGCUACACCUUUAUUGGCAGAUUCUGCAUCGCCCUUGGUGUUGCAACCCAGCUGGGAGAAACCCGGUGAAGGCGAUGUCAUUUUGGACUUGUCCUUGGAGGGCCUGGUUGGAAAGCUUCGACCACUGAAGGUCCAGUUGAAGGUCCGCGGGGGCCAAGUCCUUUGUUUGAUGGGCCCCAGUGGAGUUGGAAAAUCCACCAUUUUGAAAUGGAUUGCAGACCUCACCUCCUCGCAAAGCUCGAGGAGUUUGCGUGGGCAGUCCGAAACCAUCAUGCCACAACGCUGGCGCCGUGAGGUGCUUUAUUUGCACCAGAUCAAAGCGCCCUUGCCGGGCACGCCGGCCACUUUCAUUCAGGCGGUGGAGAAGCUACAAGCGAACGCUGGCCGCCCUCCUUUGCAGGUUGCGCCACUGUUGCAGUCCAUUGGCUUGGAGGAAAGCAUGCUGGAGCGGCCGUGGUCCGAACUCUCCGGAGGUGAGAACCAGCGGAUGAUGUUCGCCAUCGCAAUGGCCACAGCACCUGCAUGUUUGGUGUUGGAUGAGCCCACAAGUGCCUUAGAUGAGGCUUCGAAGUUGUUGGUGGAAGAGAUGUUGAAGAAACGAGGCAACGACUCGUGCAUAAUCAUGGCAACUCACGAUGCUCAGCAAGCUGAACGGGUAGGCUCCUCCUUAUGGACUUUUUCCGUCACGCCCUGA
Cladocopium goreaui is the source of this 1167-nucleotide messenger RNA. NCBI's taxonomy places the organism in Eukaryota, Dinophyceae, Suessiales, Symbiodiniaceae. The record is from the annotation of a GenBank genome assembly.